Molecule: messenger RNA, 2276 nt
Organism: Elaeis guineensis (African oil palm)
Lineage: Eukaryota; Viridiplantae; Streptophyta; Magnoliopsida; Arecales; Arecaceae
Source: RefSeq, a predicted model, not a curated record
UUCUCCUCUCCUCCACUCUAUCUUCUUUCUCUGCUCCCACGCCCGCCGCUUCGAAGAUGGGAGACUACAACGAUGCCAUGAUGCGCAACAACGCCGCUGUCCAGGCCCGCACGAAAGCCCAGAACCGAGCUAACGUCCUUCAGCUAAAACUGAUUGGGCAGAGUCAUCCAACUGGCCUUACCACCAAUCUUUUGAAGCUAUUUGAACCCCGGCCUCCUUUGGAGUAUAAGCCUCCUAUCGACAAGAGGAAAUGCCCUCCAUAUACUGGCAUGGCACAGUUGGUGAGUCAUUUUGCCGAGCCUGGGGAUCCUGAAUAUGCUCCGCCCGUCGAAAAGGGUGAAACUAUGGCACAGAAAAGAGCUAGAAUCCACACGCUUCGGCUGGAGAAAGGUGCAAUAAAAGCUGCUGAAGAACUUGAGAAAUAUGAUCCAAAUAAAGACCCUAAUAUAACUGGGGAUCCAUACAAGACAUUGUUUGUGGCAAAGCUUAACUAUGAGACUACUGAGCAUAGGAUCAAAAGGGAGUUUGAAGCUUAUGGGCCAAUCAAACGGGUCCGGCUGAUUACCGACAAGGUGACAAAUAAACCUAGAGGAUAUGCCUUCAUCGAGUACAUGCAUACUCGGGAUAUGAAAACUGCUUACAAGCAAGCUGAUGGGAGGAAAGUGGAUGGUAAGCGGGUACUUGUGGAUGUUGAGCGUGGUAGAACUGUUCCAAAUUGGCGACCUCGAAGAUUGGGUGGUGGACUUGGAUCAACCAGGAUUGGAGGUGAAGAGGUUAAUCAGAAGUAUUCUGGCAGGCUUUGAGUUCGGGGGCAUGUUGUUCUAGAGGAUUUUUUCAAGUCCAGCUCAGAUUCUGUUUGGAUCAACUCAGCAGGCCUCGGGCUGGCUAGAAUCCCAUCCUACCUGCAUGCAUAAACCGGUAAAAAUUGCUAAUUUACUCAGUUUUUUCUCGUUAUCAUCUGGUUUCUUGUGUACAUGUAAUAUUAACUGCCUCCAGGUCUUUAAGAUUCACAGUCUGAUGGUCCAAGUAGAGAAUCAGAUCAUAUUUUAUGAGGCUAGCUUCAUUGGCUGCCUUUCCUGCACUCAGUGCUGGAAUUCUUGUGUUCUUCCCACUUUGAUUAUUGUAACAUAUUACUUUUAAAAGAAUAUCAUGGUCCUAGAUACCCCUGGCCAAUUUAUAAUGACAACAGGUUAGUUUUGGUGCAUUGCAUGGGUGAGGACUCAUGUAUCUAUAUUUACAUAUAUUUGUGCAUAUAUGUUUAUGUAUCUACGUUUAUGUAUGCAUCUAUGGAUGUUGGACUACCUGUUGGACAGGUUGGAUGUGAUUUCAGCAUGAUCUUAGCCUGACCAACUUCUACUUAGGUCGUGCAAGAAUAGAUUUAAAAUUUAUUCUUUUGGUCCUCAAUGUUUGGCGUGAAUCAGGUCAAAGUAAUCCAAAUCAUAAAAAAUGUGAGAAAUGCAAUUCACCAGAACUCUAUUCCCUGCUUCUUUUCUUGUUCUGACAUGGUGCCUGGUGAGUGGUCCACCCCCAUGGGAAACCUACCCCCAUCUGUGUAUUACACUAGUCUACAACUGCCACAUGGGAUAGGCAACCAAGCAGCGAAUAGAGUGGUGAUUGGUAGCAAUACUGAAAACACAUUUGAUGGAUUUGGUUUACCAUAUCGUUACCAUUUUAAUUUGGAGCAAAAAGAAAUGUUUAAGAUACAGUUUCUGGUUACUAAAAUGUGUAUUAAGUAUCAUCAUUACAAGGCAAUAACAAUCAUUACAAAUGUUUACCAUAUGGUUACCGCUUUCAUUUGGAGCCAAAAGUAAUGUUUAAGAUAUAGUUUGGGUUACUAAAAUGUAUAUUAAACAUAUCCUACAAGAAAAUAACAAUCAUAACAAACAUGUAGAUAUUAUCAACUGUCAUUUUGCAUCAGUUCAGUAAGGAAUCCAAUUUUAAGUUUUCAUCAAUAACAAAAAUUGAUGAUGCCUUCUUAAAGAAGUUAUAACUAAUAGCCCAAUGGAUUCUUAAUUUGAGGGUCAGGGUGGAUUGGAAAGAAGAUAUUGUAGUUCUCUGAUUUAUAAUCAGGUCUUGUAUGGUCCAUAUGUGAUCCAUUUACGAAAAAUGUCAAAUGUUUUGAUCCAAGCUAGAUCCAUAUAACUAGGGUUAGAUAGGACCAGGCUGUUUCAUGUCCAGCUUGGGAACAUAAUUUAAUUAGCUUGCAGCCCUUAAUAUGUUUGCAGGUAUUUGAAUGAGUGAUAAGAGGAACAUACAUCUCAGCAUACUUUGAAUUU